This is a messenger RNA of Drosophila gunungcola (fruit fly), 1777 nucleotides long. RefSeq names its product angiopoietin-related protein 7. The record is from RefSeq and is a predicted model, not a curated record. Lineage: Eukaryota; Metazoa; Arthropoda; Insecta; Diptera; Drosophilidae. The transcript is spliced from 2 exons. Bases 256 to 1593 code for a protein of 445 amino acids.
CUUUAAAGCUGAAAUUAAAUAAGUAUAUAGACUCGUCAGCUUUCGAUCCAAAGAUUUUUGGAAAUUUCCAUGACCGUGCAAUUUUGGCGGGGUUUUCUAAUGUUUUGUUUUCGUGUGAAUCAGAAUUAACGAUACGAUUUUGAGCUCAUAGGAGUAACAUGGGCUCUUAUCUCAAGCAAACACUGCCUAUUUAAGUCGGACAUAUGCCCGAAGUCAAAUGAAGUUUAGUUCCGACUCGCCCAGUGCCUAGACAUAAUGAACCCGUCCUGUUUGCCGAUUUUUCUGGCACUAUGGCUUUCCUUAGCCGUCGCAGAUCCAGUAAAAAAUAUGGACAAUCAGUGUGGCGAACAUUGCUUGAAAAUAUUGAAGCCCAUGUUCGAUCAUCUUGAACAGCUUAAGGAAUUAUCCGAUACCAACAGUGAACUGAAGGCCAGACUAAACAACAAAUCGCAGACAAUUAACGACUUGCACAGCCAGGUAAUUAUUGCUGAGCGAGAAGUCAAGACCAAGGACGACCUUAUAAUAGUGCAAAAAAACCAAAUCGAGAAUCAAAACGAACUGCUCCACGGCAAAGAUGAAAAAAUUAAUACUUUGAGUGAACGUAUAAAAGAAACGCAGAUUCUGUUAGAACAUUCUUCGGAUCACAUCAAGAUCCUUGAAUCACAAAUCAGUGUUCUGGGAGAAAAACUGGACACCCAAGCUGCCCAGCUUAAGGAUCAAAAGGAGCUGCACAAUUUGGUGAACACUAUGACAAAGGAUAAAAUUGAAUUGCAGAGUAAGUUGGCAAAUGUCACAGGUGAACUCGAACUGAGGAACCACCUUAUAAAGAAAAAAGAUUCGCAAAUUAGGGAGCAAAGCAAACACAUCACGACCAAAGACAAUCAAAUCAAUGGCUUAAGCAAUGCAGUAAAAUCGGUUUCCAAGGAAUUAACUCUUGCAACCGAUGAUCUGUUGAAGUGCAAUGGCACCGAUAGAUGUCCCAGUGGCAGUCCAAGGGGAAUUUACAAAAUAAAAUCACACGGAUUGAAGCACUUCGAAGUGCCGUGCAACGAAACCGGUUGGAUGACCAUUCAAAAGCGGUUCGACGGCUCCGAGAAUUUCAAUCGACCCUGGCAGGACUACAAGAGCGGAUUCGGCGAUGUUAGGGCCGAGUUCUUUCUGGGACUGGAGAGAAUCUACCAGAUGACAAGGGACGUUCAGCACGAGCUCUACAUCAAGCUUGGCAUGUUUUAUGGGUCGACCAGCUACAUUCAUUACGACGAUUUCAAGAUCGGCAGCGAGGCCGAAUCGUACUACCUGAAAUCACUUGGGCAACAUAAUGGUCCGGCAGGAGAUUCUCUAACUUACAAUUUGAACGACAAGUUCAGCACAUUCGACCGCGACAAUGACAAGGCGAAGGGGAAUUGCGCUGAAGAUCACGCCGGUGGUUGGUGGUACAAAAGAUGCUGCAUAAGCACACUGAAUGCAAAGUACUAUAAGGAUGGCAUAAAACAGGAUGGACCCCAGGGACUUCAAUGGGGCACCUGGCAGAACUUCAACUACAAUGUGUCGCUCACCUUUUCGGAAAUGAUGAUAAGGCCCAAAUCCCGAUGAGCCCGAACCCAAGCUGUUCGAUACACAGUCAUUCGAGUAUAGUUUUUAGAUAGUUUGAGAUACAAAUUACUUACAUACAUUUCAUUUUACAUUCGACAAAAUGUAGUCUACAUCUUUUUUCAUGCCCAAUUCAAAUUGAUUCCUUGCUCCUAGGUGGCGCCAGUCUACUUGGUUUUUGCAUGAG